Molecule: messenger RNA, 2196 nt
Organism: Eimeria maxima
Lineage: Eukaryota; Apicomplexa; Conoidasida; Eucoccidiorida; Eimeriidae
Exons: 12
Coding region: 1-2196 (731 amino acids)
Source: RefSeq, a predicted model, not a curated record
AUGGCGUCCGCUACAACCCCUACACUCAAAGUCAAGAGCGACUGCGUCGUUUUAGACGGCAAGGAGCUCGAAAUGGAGAAGUGGUCCAUGCCCUACCAAGACGCUGCGACCCGUUUACAGCGGCCUGAGCUGAAGAUCGUUUCGCUACAGAAGGCGUGCAGCUUCGGAGACGAACUUGCUUCUGACGUUUCGUGGGGAAGGGCUGUGGAGCAGCCUGAGCUUGGGACGGUCAAGGGGAUAGUGCGCUGCAGCGCCAUGACCCGAAGGCAGGUGCAGUGCCGCCAAAUGGUCCAUCUGCCGAGCAUGGGGGAGUACUGCCGUUUCCACGUGAAUACGAAGGAUCAUCAGAAGGCAAAGGGAGGGCAUGCAACAUCGGUUGCAGAUUCCAUUAACGAGCUGCUAGACAGUUCAGACAAGGACCGACGCGCAGCGAUCCUAAACACACUUGCCCCGUCCUCCGCUGCUUCGGCUGCAGCAGCUGCUGCUGCUUCUGCUGCUGCAGUUGGUCCCGCACAUGGAGACACCAGCCAGCAAGCGCAUAAGCAAAAGGAGAAUAUACAACAGCAGCAACAAAAAGAGAAUAUACCACAGCAACAUCUGCAUGCAAAGCAGCAAACGAUGAGCAGUAUGUUAGGCCUCCUGCUACUCCCGAUAGCCGUCAUUGCCAUACUGUCGAGUGCUGAUAUUGCGGGCCUACUCACUGUUGCUACUCCCUAUGGUGCUGCCCCUGCUACAGAGUUGCUUCAGCGAAGCAUACUGCUCCACCAAACUUCCAGAAGUACUCCACCACCUGUGAACGGAAAUGAUAGCCUAACAAGCAGCAGCAAGGUUACCUCCACACCUACAGGAAGCUCUGCGCGGAACAGCAGCAACAGCAGCGGAAACAAAAGCAGCAACAGCAGCAGCAGAAAAAACAGCAACGGCAACAGCAGCAGCACUAGUAGCACUACCAGCAGCAACGGCAGCUGCACCCAAUCUUCUAACAGCACCAUAUCCCCCGUCAUGUGCAGCAACAGCAGCAGCAGCAGCCCAGCGGAUAGAGACAAGCAGGCGGCGGAGGCGUUUAGCAGCAGCAGAGACAUGGCUUUGGCUAUUCAACUGUCUCUCACCAAACGCAUGCGUUUCGACAGCACGCCGCACUUGGCACAGCAGGCCAAGGAUCUCCACACGCGGCUGUUCCUACACCCUAAUGCCGAGAUAGCGCUGUUGGCUUUCAAGAACUACCGCUAUCUCCAUCAUAUCGCUACUGUUACACCGCGAGGUGUCCAGAAGCCGCCACAGCACCAACAACAACACCGUGCUGCUGCAGUGGCGGGACAGGCAGCAGCCGGCGCAGCAGCUGCAGAACCAAAAGCACGCGGCGCAAGCCUAGCAACUGAUAAAGCAGGGUCACCUGUAGCAGUGCCACCAGCAGAGGCAGCAGCAGCAGCCGAAGCUGGUUCUGACCAGCGGCAGGUGCCGCAACCCCCCCCUUUGGACUCCGCAGCAGAUGUGCGGCGGGCGCUUCGGGAGUUGAAGAAGCCAAAGCUUGUUUCUUCAACCCUAAGUGCUCUGAAGCAAACACAAAAGGCUGGAGAGGCCUUGCAGCGGUCAGAGGAGAGACAGCAGAAACGACUUGCCAAGGAACAACAACAAAAUUUGAAAGCAGCAAAAAUGCAGCGUGCAGCUGCAUCCACCCCCACUGGCUCUGCUGCUGCUGCCGGGCCUGCAGCAACCGAGGCAGAGAAGAGAGAAAUCCUGGAGAAAAUGCUCCAACUCAAGUCCUCCGUUGCAGAUAUUGUUGACGAGGCAAGUCAUUCCCACUGGAAGACGGCCAGCGCCAUCUGGAGCUGCGAGAGGUACACUGACAGGCUGAAUGCUGCCUGUGUUGCUCGCAACCACCAGCAGCAGCCGCGGAAGGCGACAAAGCGUUUUGUUCAGUGCGGUGGCUGUGGACACAAGCCCAUUCCAACUCUCAACAACCAACUUCCCGAUGGGUGCCCGAAGUGUCGAGUGGCUUCACAGCAUCUCAGUUUCCGCGUGAUUUCCUUGUACGCUCCGAAAGCUGCGAAGCUUCUGGAUCAGGAAAAGCUCUCUAUCGACGGCACAGAGGUAGUUUCAUCGAAACAGCAGCAACAGCAGCUGCGGCAACCCUCGGAAGAAGGUGCAGGCGAGGAAGGAUUCUUCGAACACCCUGAUCUCCCAAAUACUUCCUAA